This is a messenger RNA of Perognathus longimembris pacificus (Pacific pocket mouse), 3960 nucleotides long. RefSeq names its product collagen type VI alpha 1 chain (gene Col6a1). The record is from RefSeq and is a predicted model, not a curated record. NCBI's taxonomy places the organism in Eukaryota, Metazoa, Chordata, Mammalia, Rodentia, Heteromyidae.
UCCCUCCCGCCCUCCCUGGGUCCUGCACCAGCCCUGGUUAACUACCGCAGCAGACAGCUUCCCCCACGGCGUCCUGCUGCCCACCCUGAGCCCAGCCCUCACUCUGUGGUGACCCUAGGCCAACGGCACCAUGAGGCUGGGCCUCACGCUGCUGUCCCUGCUGCUGCAAGCCUGCUGGGGAGCUGCCCAGGACGAUCCAGGGGCCCCGAAGGCCAUUGCCUUCCAGGACUGCCCUGUGGACCUGUUCUUUGUGCUGGACACUUCUGAGAGCGUGGCCCUGAGGCUCAAGCCCUACGGUGCCCUGGUGGACAAGGUCAAGGCCUUCAAGCGCUUCAUCGACAACCUGAGAGACAGGUACUACCGGUGUGACCGCAGCCUGGUGUGGAAUGCAGGGGCGCUGCACUACAGCGACGAGGUGGAGGUCAUCCGCGGGCUCAUGCGCAUGCCCAGCGGCCGGGACGAGCUCAAGGCCAGCGUAGAUGUCAAGUACUUUGGCAAGGGCACCUACACCGACUGCGCCAUCAAGAAGGGGCUGGAGGAGCUGCUCAUUGGGGGCUCCCACCUGAAGGAGAACAAGUACCUGAUUGUGGUGACGGACGGGCACCCGCUGGAGGGCUACAAGGAGCCCUGCGGGGGCCUGGAGGACGCAGUGAAUGAAGCCAAGCACCUGGGUGUCAAAGUCUUCUCCGUGGGCCAUCACCCCUGACACCUGGAGCCACGCCUAAGCAUCAUUGCCACGGACCACACUUACCGGCGCAACUUCACCGCGGCAGACUGGGGGCAGAGCCGCGGGGCAGAGGAGACCAUCACUCAGACCAUCGACACCAUCGUGGAAAUGAUCAAAAACAACGUGGAGCAAGUGUGCUGCUCCUUCGAGUGCCAGCCUGCCAGAGGACCUCCAGGGGCCCCGGGGGGACCCCGGGUAUGAGGUGAGCGAGGAAAGCCAGGUCUCCCCGGAGAGAAAGGAGAAGCUGGAGACCCUGUGAGGCCCGGGGACCUGGGACCCGUGGGGUACCAGGGGAUGAAGGGAGAAAAGGGAAGCCGAGGGGAGAAGGGCUCCAGGGGACCCAAAGGCUACAAGGGCGAGAAGGGCAAGCGUGGCAUCGAUGGGGUGGACGGCAUGAAGGGGGAGACGGGGUACCCAGGCCUGCCUGGCUGCAAGGGCUCACCGGGGUUUGACGGCGUUCAAGGACCUCCUGGCCCAAAGGGAGAUGCUGGUUCCUUCGGACUGAAGGGGAGAAAAGGUGAAGCUGGAGCAGACGGGGAGGCCGGGAGACCGGGGAACUCAGGACCACCCGGAGACGAGGGUGAGCCGGGAGAGCCUGGGCCCCCCGGAGAGAAAGGAGAGGCCGGUGACGAGGGGAGCGCAGGCCCUGACGGUGCCCCGGGAGAGAGGGGUGGCCCUGGAGAAAGAGGACCUCGGGGGACCCCGGGCGUGCGGGGGCCGAGAGGAGACCCAGGCGAAUCUGGACCCCAAGGUGACCAGGGAAGAGAAGGGCCUGUUGGCAUCCCAGGAGACCAGGGCGAGGCUGGCCCCAUUGGACCUAAAGGAUACCGCGGUGACGAGGGUCCCCCGGGGCCUGAGGGUCUCAGAGGCGCUCCAGGACCUGUCGGGCCCCCAGGAGACCCGGGGCUGAUGGGUGAACGGGUAAGUAUGGCCCCCCCUGGAAAUGGCACCGAGGGCUUCCCUGGCUUUCCGGGAUAUCCAGGCAGCAGGGGCCCCCCUGGGCUGAACGGAACAAAAGGCUACCCUGGCCUCAAGGGGGAUGAAGGAGAAGCUGGAGAGCCCGGAGAGGAUAACAACGACAUUUCCCCUCGUGGGGUCAAAGGAGCAAAAGGGUACCGAGGCCCAGAAGGCCCACAGGGACCCCCAGGACACGUGGGACCACCUGGACCAGACGAAUGUGAGAUUUUGGACAUCAUCAUGAAAAUGUGCUCCUGUUGUGAGUGCAAGUGUGGCCCCAUCGACAUCCUCUUCGUGCUGGACAGCUCUGAGAGCAUUGGCCUGCAGAAUUUCGAGAUUGCCAAGGACUUCAUCAUUAAGGUCAUUGACCGUCUGAGCAGAGUGGAGCUGGUCAAGUUUGAGCCGGGCCAGUCCCACGCCGGUGUGGUUCAGUACAGCCACAACCAGAUGCAGGAGCACGUGGACAUGAGGAGCCCGCACGUCCGCAAUGCCCAGGAGUUCAAGGAAGCCGUGAAGAAGCUACAGUGGAUGGCGGGCGGCACGUACACGGGGGAGGCACUGCAGUACACCCGGGACCGGCUGCUGCCACCCACCCAGAACAACCGCAUCGCUCUGGUCAUCACGGACGGGCGCUCGGACACCCAGAGAGACACCACGCCCCUCAACGUGCUGUGCGGCCCCGACAUCCAGGUGGUCUCCGUGGGCAUCAAAGACGUGUUUGGCUUUGUGGCCAGCUCUGACCAGCUCAACGUCAUCUCCUGCCAAGGCGUCUUGUCCCAAGGCCGGCCCGGCCUCUCUCUGGUGAAGGAGAACUAUGCAGAGCUGCUGGACGACGCUUUCCUGAAGAACGUCACCGCCCAGAUCUGCAUAGACAAAAAGUGUCCGGAUUACACCUGCCCAAUCACCUUCUCCUCCCCGGCCGACAUCACCAUCCUGCUGGACGGCUCGGCCAGCGUGGGCAGCCACAACUUCGAGACCACCAAGCACUUCGCCAAGCGUGUGGCCGAGCGCUUCCUGUCGGCCGGCCGGGAGAGCCCCGGCCACCAAGCGCGCGUGGCCGUGGUGCAGUACAGCGGCCGGGGCCAGCAGCAGCCGGGGCGCGCGGCCCUGCAGUUCCUGCAGAACUACACCGUGCUGGCCGGCACCGUGGACGGCAUGGACUACUUCAACGACGCCACGGACGUCACCGACGCCCUGGGCUACGUCACUCGCUUCUACCGCGAGGCGUCCGCGGGGGCCGCCAAGAAGAGGCUGCUGCUGUUCUCCGACGGCAACUCGCAGGGGGCCACGGCGGCGGACAUCGAGAAGGCCGUGCAGGAGGCUCAGCGCGCGGGCGUCGAGAUCUUCGUGGUGGUGGUGGGCCCCCACGUGAACGAGCCCCACGUCCGCGUGCUGGUCACCGGCAAGACGGCCGAGUACGACGUGUCCUUCGGCGAGCGCCACCUGUUCCGGGUGCCCAGCUACGGGGCCCUGCUCCGUGGAGUCUACUACCAGACAGUCUCCAGGAAGGUGGCGCAGGGCUAGCGGGCCGCCCCCGCCGCCGUGGGCCUUCCCACCCCGCCCCUCCCGCCUGCGACCCCACAGAGAGAGGAAGGGGGCCCGCGUCUUCCCAGCAACCGCUGCAGCCGACGGGAGACACGAGAGGCUGAGGCCGUGCCGCUAGCUGUGUGGUGUCUCGGCCUCUUGCUAGAGCUGCUGCCCGUCCCCUCUCCCCGGCUUCAUCCGGCCUGACAGCACCUGGCCCUCCUCCCUCCCUGCUCCCCUCCCUCCGAGCACGGCCCGCCUCCAGCCCAGCUGGCCUCCCUUCCCUUCCCACUGACCUUUCACUCCCGGAGUCCCGUUGCCAGCUCCACGGGCUCAUCCCGUGCCCCCUGCUCCAAGGAGAGGCUGGGCUGUAUUUCAUUUUCAGGAAACUGAGGCAGAAGAUUUUCCCACACCUACCCUGAAAGGCUGCUUCCUCCUCUGGUGCUGUCGGUGACUAACUCAGACCCCACCCUCGGGGCCUCUGGCUCCCAGUGGGCAGCAGGUGCGGGCCCUGGCGUCCUCGUGCUCCCGGAGCAAGGUGCUACCCACGAGGGCCCUACACUCACUAGGCCCGGCUGGGGCGGAUGCACAGAGUCCCGCCAAGAUCCAGAAUCAACCCGGAGACCCCCUGGCAGGGGUCUCUAGUCCCACAUCAUCUCGAAGGCCCCUCACGCAGUGCUGUUCUCAGCCCCCACUCCCUCAGCUCCUUGCAAGUGGGCCACCUCUGCCAAUAAAAGUGUUCCCUCCUCCCG